CCCGCUCUCUAGGUUUCGCAUUCAGUAAAGAGCGAGCGCAGGCGGAAUAAAAAUUUUCGCUCUCAGAAAACCCUAGAACGAGGGUUUCUCAAGACUUCGCCGCGAUCUGGAAAGAAAAACCUCUGGGGUCCUUUUAUAGAAGAGGAAGAAGUAGAAGCAGAAAAAGAUUCUUAAACCGAAGUUCUGCAUAAAAACCCUAAACUAUCCUUUGAAGUACAGCCAAUCACAACGAUGUCACGGUGCUUUCCUUUCCCGCCUCCGGGGCUCCUGAGGAACGGAGCGCGCUGUGAAGUCGUUGACGUGAGCGAAUCAAUUAAGAUCCAGAGGGAUUGGGGGAAGGCCAUAACAAGCCAUGAUAAAAAGAAAAGGAAGGAGAAGAAAGAAAGGAAAGAGGAUAAGAAAGGAAAUGGGGAAGCUUUGUAUACUGAGGGAACAUGUCACCACCUGGAGAAAAUACAGCAUUCAAACGGAAAAGAGGAUGAAAUUGAAAGGAGUAGUUUGACAGAAGAACAUGACCAGCCUGUGUGUACUCAGAGCAUUAGCUAUUCGUCUGACAGCACUUGGAGUAGCAACAAGCGAAAAAGGGAUGACUCGGCAUAUAAUGGAACCAAAAGUAGGAAUUUAAGACUACGUAUUCGGCUACCAUUGCAAAAGCAUAAGGAGGCAGAUGCAUCUGUUAAUGGAGAUCAGUUGUGUUCUACUUCUGGGAGGUCAGAUUCUCUUAUACAGCAGAAGGGAACUAUCCAAAUGCCUGUUGAAAAACAGUGUAGUGCCAUCAAUCCCAAUAACUGUAGGACAGAUUUGAAAGGGCAGGAGAAGUCCACUGGCCAUUUUGUCAAGACUGCUUCUGGGAUGUUGUCACACAGGAAGGGGAAGGGGGUGCACACAGCGGAAUCACUAUACAAGUUUUUGAUUGAGGAUUGGGUUCCACCAUCUCUUGAGUUUGAUCAAACAAAUUGUGAUGAUGAAGAUUGGCUUUUUAGGACGAAAAAGCAAGUACAUGCGUCAAAAAGCUUAAGAUCUCAACGAGAUGGACCAUGCCUUGAGAGUUCUGCCCUCUGGCCAAGUGCUUUAUACUUGCCCCAAGUUGAUGUCUACGCAUUACCCUAUACCGUACCAUUUUAGUGUCAACUACUAGGCAUUCUUAAGAAAAUUUUCCGAUUGUUCAUGGUGCCUAGAGUGUUUUUUCCCUCUUCUUUUCGUGUCUCCAAUGGACCGUUUACAGGCAGGUGGUAGAAAAGCAUUUGUAAUCUAGGAAUGAGAAUGCAAAAUCAUGUACAGCAAAAGAAAUUUACCGUUUAAUGAUAAUUUUUUAAGAAAAAUAUUAAUCAUUUGUUAUUA
This is a messenger RNA of Manihot esculenta (cassava), 1341 nucleotides long. RefSeq lists its product as uncharacterized. NCBI's taxonomy places the organism in Eukaryota, Viridiplantae, Streptophyta, Magnoliopsida, Malpighiales, Euphorbiaceae. The record is from RefSeq and is a predicted model, not a curated record. The transcript has 3 exons. Bases 232 to 1125 code for a protein of 297 amino acids.